Bactrocera tryoni is the source of this 548-nucleotide messenger RNA. Its product is annotated as transcription factor Adf-1-like. The coding region runs from base 188 to 496 and encodes 102 amino acids. Gene Ontology annotation, cellular component: transcription regulator complex; nucleus. The record is from RefSeq and is a predicted model, not a curated record. Gene Ontology annotation, biological process: regulation of transcription by RNA polymerase II. Lineage: Eukaryota; Metazoa; Arthropoda; Insecta; Diptera; Tephritidae. The transcript is spliced from 2 exons.
AAAGCUGAUACAUUUUUUGCCACACAUGAUUCAAAUCAGUCCAGCAGCAAAUUGUUGUUGUUUGCUGUACUCGUAGAUUUACUCGAAGAUUUACUUAUAGCUUACGCGAAGUUUCAUCAUUUUGAAUUUGAAAACGAAAAGGAAGAAGAGUGUUUUGUCAACCGAUAAAAUCAUUGUAUAUUUGAAUAUGGAGGACGACGAUUGCUUUAUCCAAAAUUUAAUAGAUAGUGUGGAAAAAAAGAAAUGUUUGUACGUUAAAAGAGAUGCAUUUUAUUUCAAUCGUACAAAUAAAGACAAAGUGUGGAAAGCAAUCGCAGAACUAUGCGGUAAAAGUGAUCUAGAAUGCAAACAUAGAUGGAAGCUACUCCGGGAGCGCUUCUGCAAAGAGAUAAAAAGGUUAGAAGCUCCAUCAGGUAGCGGAAUGAGCUACUUAGAGGAAUGGCGUUUUUUAAAACCCAUGAUGUUUCUGAAAGACUCCGUCACACUGCGUCGGUAGGUACUUUGUAUAAAUUUUAAUGUUUUUAAAUAUAACUUUUUCAUUGUACAGC